Micromonas commoda is the source of this 1719-nucleotide messenger RNA. RefSeq lists its product with no specific name. The transcript has a single exon. The record is from RefSeq and is a predicted model, not a curated record. NCBI's taxonomy places the organism in Eukaryota, Viridiplantae, Chlorophyta, Mamiellophyceae, Mamiellales, Mamiellaceae. Gene Ontology annotation, molecular function: protein binding. The coding region runs from base 1 to 1719 and encodes 572 amino acids.
AUGGCGACCGCGAGGGCGAAGUUCGCCGAUUUCGAGGCUGCUUCGCGCCCGGCGUUCGAGGAAGACCCCGUCGAUGAGAACGGCUUCCCCAUCAUGACCCACAAGGUGGUCCACCGAAUAGUCUACCGGGAGUUUGGCGGGUAUAUCGAACCAUCCAUCAACGACGUCGUGCACCUCGAGAACCGACGGUGGCGAGAGAUUCGAGACCUGAACAAGUACACUGGGGUCACCGUGCUUCACCUGGAGAAUAAUCAGAUCGGCCCCGCCAUUGGCAACGGGUUGGCGCACAUGUCGAAGCUCAAGGCUCUGUACCUGCAGUGUAAUAUGGUCAAGCAGGUCGACUCGCUCGCGGCGAAUCAGAAACUCACCCUGCUGAACGUGGCGACCAACCAGAUAUCGGGGUUCGCGGAGGGCGGCUUACCCCACAGCCUGAACACCCUGCUCGUGUCCGCCAACAACAUCUCCACCGCCGCCGCGCUCGCCCCCCUCGCCUCGCUCCCAAACCUCGAGGUCUUGGACCUCUCGAGAAACAAUCUCGAGGGCGGCGACGAGGCUUUCGAGUUGUUCGCGCGCAUGCCCGCGUUGCGCGUCCUCUACUUACAGCACAACCCCAUGCAGAAGACGGAGUACUAUCGCCGCAGGCUGGUCUCGGGGUGUCGCCGUCUCACCUACCUGGACGACACCCCCGUGGAGACGGCGGAGCGGGUGGGAGCCGAGGCGUGGGCGGCGAGCGGAGGUUCCUUCGACGCCGAGCGAACGGCGAGGCGCAAGCUCGUCGAGGACAGGCGCGCGGCGGCGAAGGCGGCGACGCGGCGGAUGGCGGCCGAACGCGCCGCGCGCCGCGCCGCCGCGAACCUCGGCUCGGACGACAGCGGCAGGCGGGUGCUCAGCGAGGAGGCGAUGGCGGCGGUGCCGGGGACUGUCACCUUGGACGACGGGUGGGCAAAGGCUCUGGGCGGGGACGAGUGCCCGGUGUGCCAGGCGCGUCUGAAAGCCGGCGAGCGGGCGAUCGCGCUGCAGCAGUGCGGGCACGCGUUCCACCUCGCGUGUCUACGCCCGUGGCUCACGAGAGCGAGCGCGACGUGCCCGCUUUGCAGAGCCGAGGUGGCGACCCCUUCGGCGGCGGCAAUCGCCGCAGCGGCGACGGACAAGAGGGAGGGACGAAACGCGGGGACGAAGGACGAGGCCAACCCCGGCCCAAACGUUGGGACGAAGGACGAGGAGGACACCAAGGACAACGGGGACAUCGUCGAUGAGUCACACACGCGGUGGAUCAAUUACUGCCCGCGGUCGAACUACGUCUUCAGCAACACGACCAACCAGAGCUCGGUGAUGCGGGGCGAAGCGCCGGAGCUUUCGGCGGCGGCGCGCGGGUCCUCGCAAAGAGACGGCGUCGACGACGAGGCUCAGGAUGAGGUGCGGCGCGCGAUACAGACGCAGCUCAGGAAGCGGUUCUCGCAGUCGCACAUAUCGUCCGAGCGGAAAAAGUCCGAGGCUGAUCAGUCGCACUCGCUCGACGCCUUCGCCAGGCUCAGGGCGGAGAGGGCCGAGGCGAGGUUGAGGGAGAGAGAAGUCGAGCGGUCCGGCACGGACGCGGGUGAGGAGGGCGCCGCGGGGGACGGCGUCGAGGCGGAUUCGAUGAGCGUGGAGGAGCGCAUCGCCCUGGCGCAGAAAUUAGCAGCCGGGGACGGUGACGGCGACUCGAAGCCGUCGACGUAG